Pelodiscus sinensis (Chinese soft-shelled turtle) is the source of this 1714-nucleotide messenger RNA. The record is from RefSeq and is a predicted model, not a curated record. NCBI's taxonomy places the organism in Eukaryota, Metazoa, Chordata, Testudines, Trionychidae.
GCCCCAGAGAAGGCAGGGCCAUGGCUUCUGUGCUGGAGAAAAUAGCAAACCCUUCCUCUCUGCUUUUGUACCUGGCUCUGGGGCUUUGCCUCAUCUGCGUGCUGCUGAAAGCGACCCAGCUUUAUCGCCAAAGACAGCAGCUCCUCAAAGCUUUGGAGAGCUUCCCGGGUCCCCCCAACCACUGGCUGUAUGGGUGGGGUUAUAUGUGCACCAUCCUGAUUACAUUAAAGAACGUAUUAUCUUGGGCAGAAAAGUACCCCUAUGCCUUCCCCAUAUGGACUGGAAACUUCAAGGCUGACUUAGUAGUCCACCAUCCGGAUUAUGCCAGAGCUGUGUUUGGCCAUGGAGAUCCCAAGAACAUGACAGCUUAUAAAUUUUUAAUUCCCUGGAUUGGCAAGGGAUUAUUGAUCUUACAUGGGCCAAAGUGGUUCCAGCAUAGAAGGCUGCUGACCCCAGCGUUUCAUUAUGACGUGUUGAAAUCUUAUGUCGUGCUGAUGGCAGAAUCUACCAAAGUGAUGCUGGACAAGUGGGAAUGGCUGAUCACAGUGGAUAAGUCAGUGGAGCUCUUUGAACAUGUCAGCUUGAUGAUCCUAGACACCAUAAUGAAAUGUGCCGUCAGUUGCCAUAGAAACUGCCAGACUGACAGUGACUCAGAUGCCUACAUCAAAGUUGUCUACGAGCUGUCCUACCUGCUGUUCCAUAGAAUCCGCAUUUUCCCAUUUCGUAGUGAUUUAAUCUAUCGAAUCAGCCCUCAAGGACGUCGCUUUCGAGAGGCCUGCCGACUAGCGCACCUCCAUACAGAUGCAGUAAUAAAAGAGAGAAAGAAGUCCCUGCUAGAUCAGCAAGAACGUGAAAAGAUGCAGAAGAAGAAGCACUUGAAUUUUCUGGACAUUCUUCUGCAUGCCAAGGAUGAAAAUGGCGCUGGACUAUCUGAUGAAGACCUACGUGCCGAGAUGGACACAUGUACCUUUGCGGGGCAUGGUACCAUGUCCAGUGGGAUCUCCUGGCUCUUGUACUGCAUGGCCCUGCACCCAGAGCACCAGCAGAAAUGCAGAGAAGAGAUCCAGGAGAUUGUGGGAGACAGAGAUACCGUGCAGUGGAGUGACCUCGGUAAAAUGACUUACAGCACCAUGUGCAUCAAGGAGACCCUCCGCCUGUACCCUCCAGUAGUUUUAGUGUCCCGAGAGCUCAGCAAGCCCAUCACGUUCCACGAUGGACGUUCCUUACCAGAAGGUUCUCGGGUGUCUGUGCAUAUUUAUUCUCUUCAUAGGAACCCAAGCAUAUGGCAAGAUCCUGAGGUGUUUGAUCCCAUGCGGUUUUCCCCAGAGAACGCGGCCCGGAGGCAUUCCCAUGCGUUUGUGCCCUUCGCGGCUGGAGCACGGAACUGCAUCGGGCAGCAGUUUGCCAUGAACGAGCUGAAAGUGGCCCUGGCCCUGACUCUGCUCCGUUUCGAGCUUUCUCCUGAUCCAGCCAAACCGCCCAAGGAAAUUCCUUAUCUUGUCCUCAAGUCCAGCACUGGGAUCCACCUGCUCUUGAAGAAACUGCAUUGACGCCAGAGAAACCCUGUGUCAGGUGUCAGCAGGAUCGGCUUGUUUCCAAGGGAACGCAAUCAAUGGGUGUUUUCACAGAACACUAGAACUGGAAGGGACCUCCAGAGAUCAUGAAGUCCAGUCCCCUGCCCUCACAGCAGGACCAAGCACCAUCUAGAUUAUCC